Messenger RNA from Syzygium oleosum, 2159 nucleotides. RefSeq names its product protein EDS1L-like. The record is from RefSeq and is a predicted model, not a curated record. Gene Ontology annotation, biological process: lipid metabolic process; defense response. The transcript has 3 exons. The coding region runs from base 177 to 1970 and encodes 597 amino acids. NCBI's taxonomy places the organism in Eukaryota, Viridiplantae, Streptophyta, Magnoliopsida, Myrtales, Myrtaceae.
CGACGAUGGUUCGAGUCAAUUAACAGCGCUCCAUUGCCCAGAACGCCCAUCACCUGCAUCUCUCCCUAUUCCAUCUGGCCUAUACGUCUUUCGUCCCCCAGCUAACCAAAGUCAACUAGCAAAUUUUUGCAGAGAGAAAGCUCACGUAGAAGAACAUAGACAUUUACACGCAGACCAUGGAGAGAGAUCUUGGCAUCAAAGCGGAAGUGAUCAACAAAGCCUUAUCAGUAUCCAUCACAGCUCAUAAGAGCCCUGAGAAGCUGUGUCUCGUCAAUUGGAAGAUUCCCAAUAGCCCCUCGCAGGUCAUCGUGGCCUUCCCAAUAUCACGGUCUCUGGAUGACUGGCUCGCCGGAGACAGCACAGCCAAGCCUUUCGGAGAGACCAAGGUCGACACUAAAAUGUUCCCAUCUCUCAAGAGCAUCGGCAAGGAUGUGGUCGCCACGGUCAACGGCGCAUUCAUGGCAAGAUUCCUACGUAUUCUGAACGAUGAAAGUGGAAAGUUCCGCGCGGAGGUGACAAAGGCGGUGGACAAGAAUAAGCAAAUAAUAUUUGCAGGCCAUUCAUCGGGCGGUCCAAUCGCAAUAUGCGCGACCGUUUGGUUCCUUGAGGAGUACGUAAGAUCAAAUAAGAAGCAGACUCCUCCCCGUCCUCUCUGUUUGACAUUCGGAUCCCCACUGACCACCGACCGCACCUUUUGCCAUGCCGUCCAGCGUGAGGGUUGGUCCGAUUGCUUUGUCCACUUUGUUACGAAACUCGACAUCGUUCCCAGGAUUUUACUGUCUCCUCGCUCUUCCGCAACAGAGUUGCUAAAAGAAAUUGUCUCUUCCUCUGAACCGCAUCACGAGCCCGUUUCAAUUGACAACUUGGCUUCCCUUUUUUCGAAUGUGAUGAAGAAUGCAUCAUGUGUCACAAGCCAUGCAGCUUGUGAACUAACGGGAAGUAAACAUACCUUAUUUGACACCAUGUCUAGAUUCGUCAAGCUAAGCCCUUACCGACCAUGCGGGAAGUAUGUCUUUUGCACCGAGACUGGCAGGUUGGUAGUCGUGAAGAACCCGGAUGCGGUUCUUCAAAUGUUGUUUUACUCUUUACAGAUUGACUCCGUAACAGAGCUUCAGAAGACGGCAGAGGGAAGCUUAAGGGCACAUUGGGCAUAUGAAGAUGCAUUAAACAAAAGCUUGGCCCCGCACAGUGUUGUUUGUUUGGAGAACCUCCGAGAAUUGCCUCUCAGCUCAGAUGAUGCCGCACUAAAUGACCUUAACCUGUUCGCACCGGCGAAGCUGUGCCUUCGUGCCGCUGGAGAGUUGGAGAAGAAGAAACUGGAUAACCAGAGAAGGAUGGAAGGCAAGAUGGGCGACAUAGAGAAAGCCCUCGUCGCAUUAGAAAAGUACCGGACCGCGAGCGAGCAGGACGGCGUGGGAUAUUACGAUGCUUUCAAAUUGCAAAAGAAGGAGGAAGACUUCAAGGCUAACGUAAAGAGACUUGAACUGGCAGCUAUUUGGGACGAGAUCGUCGAAUUGCUGAGACAGGAGCAGCUCCGGGAUGGAUUUGAGGCAGAUGAAAAAUGGGUGGUUCUUGGCACGCGGUUUCGCCGACUUGUGGAGCCAAUAGACAUAGCCAACUACUAUCGACACUCCAGGGAUGAUGUGGCAGGUCCUUACAUGAAGGAAGGAAGUAGGCCAAGUCGGUACAGAUUUACACAAAAAUGGCGAGAACACGCAGAGCAUUUACAAGCAGAUUCAUCGGGUGAAUCCUUCUUUUGGGCCAAGGUGGAGGAGCUGAAAAAUAAACCAUGGGAAAAAAUGAGUAAGGACGUCUUGGAUUUGGGGGCCCGUCUUAAAAAGUGGUACGAAAAUAAGGAGGUGGAGAGUGAUGUGUUCUUAAAAAAGAGCACACUCGUUGAGUGGUGGCAAGCUCUCUGCAAAGACCAUGCUGAGUUGCACGGCAUACUUCCGAUACCACCUGUUGAGUGAGACUUGUAUUGCUAUUUCUCAAUGUAGCAAAAUACCCUUAAUGUUUGUAAAACGUUUGUGUUUGGGGAUAUGCAUAUUUAUAAGCUUUCUUCACCGACAUACUCUUAUGAAAGUGGUAGAUGCAUAGACUGCGUUCUCCAUUUAAUCCACACUCUUCGACUAUUAUCCAAAGUCACUUGAUAGAGAUUA